Meloidogyne enterolobii is the source of this 652-nucleotide messenger RNA. The record is from the annotation of a GenBank genome assembly. Lineage: Eukaryota; Metazoa; Nematoda; Chromadorea; Rhabditida; Meloidogynidae.
AUUCAAUCCAGUAGAAUAAUCCAUACAAACACGGAUUUUUCCGUUUGCCUUUUUCACAGCAAGAAUAGGAGCUGCCCAAUCGGAGAAUUCAAUAGGUUUAAUUGCACCCAUUUUUUCCAAUCUAUUCAAUUCUUUUUCAAUUGCAUCUUUUACCCCGAUUGGUACAGGUCUAGCCUUAACAAAUACUGGUUUUGCAUUUGCUUUCAAUUCAAGAUGAGCUUUGCUCAUUCUACAAUGACCCAAUCCUUCACUAAAUACAUUCUUAAACUUAUUUUGCAAUUCAAUUUCAAUUUUAGCUCGUAUAUCCUCAAUGCAUUCAAUAGCUAAAAUUUCUUUACUUUUUUGCUCUGGUUUGAUUGUUGUCACAAUUGGUCUACCCAAUUUUUUUUCCAAUUUAACAAUCCAUGGCAGACCGAAUAAAUUCAAUUUUUCUUCUGUAACCAAUAAAUUUUCUUUUGUUCCUUCCAAUUCAACAAUACAAUAGAAUUUCCCAACAAUUUUAAAUUCACUUCCUGUAAAGGUUUUUCCACAAUAAUUCGGUUCAGACAAUUUUGGAGAUCCCAUUUUUCUCCAAGUUUUUACAUUUAUACAACUCAAUUGUGCUCCCGAAUCUAAAAUAAAUUCUACUUCGGUCCCAUCCAAUAUUGCUUUU